UUUUCCUACGUGGAAUAUUUAUUGCAGAAUUUUUUUUCAAACUUUUAGAAAAUUUACCAAAAAAGCAUUGAAAAUCAGUGUAGUUGUAAUUCUAUUUCUCAAUGACAUCCUGUUAGUUUACACUUUAUAUCAGGACAAGGUUGUUGUUGUUUGUUCGUUUAUUUGAGGCAACUUUAACCUUCUUGGUCAUUCGCUGCCCAUCAGGGCAAGGAAUUGGGAACCACAAUGUCCACCAGCGACACGAUCGAGGACGGCGAAGUGCAGGAGCUUCUGAAAACGACGGGAACCGACCUGCGCCAGUACUCGGCCCAGAUCGAGAAGGAGUUCAAGGAGGUGGAGAAUCGUUCGAUUGAGGAUUAUAUCGCGCAGAGCCAGAAUAUCGCAAAUCUGCACAACCAGAUUGGAACCACUUCGAACAUACUGGAGCGGAUGGAGGCUGGGCUGAUGGAGAUUCAAAGUGCGCUGAAUAACAUUAGCACGGAAAUUACGACGCUGCAGAAGAAAUCCGUUUCGAUGUCGGUUCAGUUGACGAACAGGCAGUCGAUUCGUGCGCAGUUGUCGCAGUUUAUUGAGGAUAUGGCCGUUCCGGAGGAGAUGAUACAGACCAUAAUGGAGGUUCCGGUAACGGAGAAGGAGUUUUUGACGCACUUGAUGGAGCUUAACCAUAAGUUGAAUCUGAUGAAGGAGUUGAACUUUAAAGAGUCGAAAUCUUCGCAGGACAUCUCCGAGGUCCUUUUUAAGCUGAAGAUCAAAGCGAUGAGCAAGCUGCGGGUGUAUUGCAUGGAACAGAUUUACAAGUUCCGCAAACCGAUGACCAACUACCAGAUCCCGCAGAACGCGAUGCUAAAGUUUAAGUUUUUCUUCGAGUUUAUAUUGUCGAAUGAACGUGGCGUGGCGCAGGAUAUCUGCAACGAGUACAUUGACACGAUGGGCAAGAUUUACUACAGCUACUUCAAGAGCUACUCGACGCGGCUGGCCGCGCUCAAGUUCGAGGAGGCCGUCUCGAAGGACGAUCUGAUGGGGCUGGAGGACACGGUUACGAGGAGCAUCUUUUCCAAGACCAGCUCGCUGAAGAACAAGAGCACCGUGUUUUCGAUUGGGGACCGCGGGGACGUACUUAACCAGCAGCUGGAGGCACCGAUAAUCGUGCCACACGCGCAGCAAAAGACGCGCUAUCCGUACGAGUCGCUGUUCCGGUCGGAGCAGUACGCCCUCGUGGACAAUGCCUGCCGGGAGUAUCUGUUUGUGACGGAGUUCUUCAUCGUGCGCGGACCGCAGGCGCAAGAGCUGUUUAACCAGAUUAUGGGCAAGACGAUGACGAUGCUGAUUAAAAACCUAGAAACUUACGUCCAGGAUUGUUACGACACGAUUGCCCUCUUUCUCUGCAUCCAACUUUGUCUCCGCUAUCAACUGAUGUGCCACAAACGGUGCGUUCCGGCGUUGGACAAGUAUUGGGACAACCUCCAGGCGGUCAUUUGGCCUCGCUUUGAGCAGGUCUUCCGUAUGAACAUCCAAAGCAUCCAGGAGUGCGAUCCGACCAAAUUCCCCAAAGAAACUGGACCGCAUUACAUCACCCGCCGCUACGCGGAAUUCUCCGCGGCCAUCGUCGGAAUCUCCGAAAACUUUCCGAACGAGCUGGUCAGCCACCUGCUGCUGGAACUGCAGGAAGAGGUCAAGUGUUUCAUGCUGCGAAUGGCUGCAAUUUUCACCACCCGAAAGGAGCAGCUGAUCUAUCUGAUUAACAACUACGACCUGGUGCUGGGAGUCCUCAUGGAACGCACCCGGGACAAUUCCAAGGAAGCGGAAGCCUUCCGCGAGCUGCUGAGCACGCGCAGUUCCGAGUACGUGGAGGAAAUCCUGGCGCCCCACCUCGGCGGAAUCAUCCAGUACGUCAAGGACUGCGAGCAGCUGCUGGAGAGGGAACAAACGGACGAGUUCAAACGGCAGGAGCGCCGAUCGCUCCAGCUCGUGGCCAGCUUCUCCGUCAACUGGAAAAAAUCCCUCGAGGAGCUGAACCGCGAGGUGUUUCUCUCAUUCCCGUCGCUGGUGACCGGCUCGCAGCUGCUGCAACUCGCGCUCGCCCAACUCGUGCAGUAUUAUCACAAGUUCUACAAACUGCUCACGCCCAGCGCCCGCGCACAGCUCGUCAACAUUCACGUGAUCAUGAUCGAAAUCAAAAAGUAUAAGAGUAACUAUUAAGCGAGGGACGUUCGGAAGUACUUUAAGAAGCGAAUGCAGCAUCUUAGUGUAGUAAGUGAUGACCAUUUAAUAUAUAACCGAUGUCACAGAAAGG
Molecule: messenger RNA, 2293 nt
Organism: Culex quinquefasciatus (southern house mosquito)
Lineage: Eukaryota; Metazoa; Arthropoda; Insecta; Diptera; Culicidae
Gene: Vps52
Product: vacuolar protein sorting-associated protein 52 homolog
Exons: 3
Coding region: 226-2199 (657 amino acids)
Biological process (GO): retrograde transport, endosome to Golgi; endocytic recycling; lysosomal transport
Cellular component (GO): GARP complex
Molecular function (GO): syntaxin binding
Source: RefSeq, a predicted model, not a curated record